GGGGAGCAGUGAGGAGGUACUGGUCUGUACUGGUCUGUCCUGGUUUGUACCCCCAAUCCCCAAAGCCCCUCCCCAGCUCCCCCAGGACCCUCCCGCACCCCAAAUCCCCCCAGGCCCCCCCAGGCCCCUGACUUGUUCCUGCUGCCCCUUGAGCAUCUGCAGCUGCUGCAGAACCAGGCAUUUCAUCAGCAAAUGUGCAGCUGACCCCAAGCUGGGGUGUGUUGAUGUGCUGGAAGGCAGGAGGGCUCUGCAGAGGGACCUGGCCCAGCUGGAUCCAUGGGCUGAUUGCAAGGGGAUGAGGUUCCAGCAGGCCAAGGGCCGGGUCCUGCCCUUUGGCCACAAGAAGCCCCGUCAGCCCCCCGGGCUGGGGCCAGAGUGGCUGGAGAGCAGGCAGGCAGAAAGGGAGCUGGGAGUGGGGAUGGACAGGAAGCUGAACAGGAGGCAGAGUGUGGCCAGGGGGCCAAGAGGGCCAAUGGAGUGAGGAAGUGUGGCCAAUGUGUGAGGAAGAGUGUGGCAGCAGGAGCAGGGAAGGGAUUGUUGGGCUGGAGUGAGCGCUGGUGAGGCCACCCCUGGAGUGCUGUGUCCAGCUCUGGGCCCCUGAGUUGAGGAAGGCCCUGGAGGGGCUGGAGCAGGUCCAGAGAAGAGCAGCGAGGCUGGGGAAGGGAGUGGAGCACAAGUGGUGUGAGGAGAGGCUGAGGGAGCUGGGGGUGCUGAGGCUGGAGAAGAGGAGGCUCAGGGGAGACCUCCUGACUCUCUGCAAGUCCCUGCCAGGAGGUUGGAGCCAGGUGGGGGUGGGGCUGUUGUGCCAGGAAGCAGCAGUAGGACAAGAGGGCUGGGUCUGGAGCUGUGCCAGGGGAGGUUUAGGUUGGGUAUUGGGAAGCAAUUUUUUGCUGACAGGGUAAUCAGGCCUUGGAAUGGGCUGGGCAGGGAGGGGGUGGAGUCAGCGUCCCUGGAGGUGUUGAAGGUGAGAGUGGAUGUGGCCUCAGUGCCAUGGUCUGGGAAGCACAGCAGGGUUGGAUCCAGGGCUGGACUUGAUGAUCUCGGAGGUCUUUUCCAACGUGGCUGAUUCUGUGAUUCUCUGAUUGCCAUUCCUGUGGCAGCACAUGCUUGAGGCUCCAUCCCCAGGGUGAUAGAGAUGUCUGUCCAUAUCUAUCUCCAAGGUUAGUCUGUAAAUGUGUGGUGUUAGCAAAGCAGGCUGAGUUGUGGGCUGGUUGUAGAAGGAGAAAGAAGCCCCCAGCCCAGUGCAAGCAGGCAGCCCUCAGCUUGCACCUGAUGUCCCCUCCCUGCAGGUUCCUGUCCUUGAGCCCAGGCCCUGAGGUGAGGCUGAGAAUAAGUGCAAGGCAGAGGUGCUGCUGAGGAAGGAGAGCCCCGUGGUGGGGAAGGCACAAAGCUGUGUUUGCCCAUCCCCGAGCAGGUGCUGUGUCCAUCCCCUGUGUGCCAGGAUUUGUCCUUCCCAAAGCUUGGGCAGAUGAAGGAGGCUGCGAGGAAGAGGAAGAUGCCUUGGGCCCCCCAGGCAGGCCCCGAGCUGAGGACGGAGAGCCCAGAGGACAAAUCCCCCCGGCAGAGCCUGGUGGGAGAGGCCGUUUUGAAGGGCUCCCCAGCCCAGGAAGGCAGCGGGGAGGAAAAGGGCCGGAGAUCCCCCCGCAGGAGGGGCUCCAAAGCCAGCCCAGGGGGCUCUGAGGAGGAAAGAGCCAGCCUGUGCCGGGAAGGCGGCCGGAGCUUGAGCCAGAGCUCUGACCUGGUGGUCCCUGAGCAGCCUCCCAGCAGGGAGAAGCCCUUCAGGUGCUUGGAAUGUGGGAAGAGCUUCAGGAAGAGCACCCAACUCCUCACCCACCAGCACAUCCACAGUGGGGAACGGCCCUACACAUGUAGGGAAUGUGGGAAGAGCUUCAGGCAGAGCUCCAACCUGAUCCAACACCAGCGCAUCCACACUGGGGAACGACCCUACACAUGUGGGGAGUGUAGGAAGAGCUUCAGGGACAGCUCCACCCUGAUCCAACACCAGCGCAUCCACACUGGGGAACGGCCCUACACGUGUGGGGAGUGUGGGAAGAGGUUUCAGCGCAGUGGGAAUCUCCUCAGGCAUGAGCAGACACACACGGAUGAGAGGCCCUUCCGCUGCACCGACUGCGGGAAGGGCUUUAAGCGGAACUCCCACCUCAUCACCCACCAGCGGACACACACGGAUGAGAGGCCCUUCCACUGCACCGACUGCGGGAAGGGCUUCAACCAGAACUCCACCCUCGUCACCCACCGGCGCAUCCACAGCAGGGAGAGGCCCUACAGCUCCAGCCCCCGCACCCACCAUCUUAUCCACACUGGGGAACGACCCUACAGGUGCUCGGAAUGUGGGAAGAGGUUUAAGACCAGCUCCAAUCUCCUCCUGCAUGAGCGAACGCACACGGAUGAGAGGCCCUUCCGCUGCACCGACUGCGGGAAGGGCUUUAAGCGGAACUCCCACCUCAUCACCCACCGGCGCAUCCACAGCGGGGAGAGGCCCUACAAGUGUGGGGAGUGUGGGAAGAGCUUCACCCAGAGCGGUAACUUGACCUCACACCAACGGACCCACCAGUAAGGGGAACCCUGCGAGUGCCCCGACUGCGGGAAGAGCUUCGGCCGCUGCUUCCACCCCGAAUGAACCCCCUGAUGGGGAGGCAACCCCUGGAGUGCAGUGACUGUCACUCCAUCUCUUUCGACCACAAAGGGCCAGUCCCCUUUCCCAGGGGCAGCUUCUUCCAACAGAACCCUUUCUGGGGGGUGUGUGGAGAUUCCUGCCAUGGCUGGGGACCCCCAAAGGUCACUGCUGGAGGUUGAGAGCAGAGAUCUCCCCACCAGCGUUGGUCUGGGGGAGUUCCAUCCAUCUCUAAUUAAGAAUUAUUGCUUUUGUGCCAGCUUGAGUAGAAUUGCUUCAACAAUUGCUUUAGUGUAGAGCACUGUCCUGUCUUAUCCUGUACUCCUGGUAGUUUUAGUGUUUGUAUUGUGCAGUAAAUAAUUCUGAUGAA
Molecule: messenger RNA, 3002 nt
Organism: Pseudopipra pipra
Lineage: Eukaryota; Metazoa; Chordata; Aves; Passeriformes; Pipridae
Product: zinc finger protein 501-like
Exons: 3
Coding region: 1469-2575 (368 amino acids)
Biological process (GO): regulation of transcription by RNA polymerase II; embryo development; urogenital system development
Cellular component (GO): nucleus
Molecular function (GO): RNA polymerase II transcription regulatory region sequence-specific DNA binding; DNA-binding transcription factor activity, RNA polymerase II-specific
Source: RefSeq, a predicted model, not a curated record